UGUGUGUCCUCCAGCUUGGAUGUAGGCAUGCUCCCGCCUACCCCACCCUAUCAAGCCGCAAGAAAUCGUAAAUUAUUUUAGUGCUGCCAAUAAAUUGAUGCCAAAAUCCAAAUCGGAACUCGCGCGCGUGUGACCUGCUGUUCUCGGUCGGUGGGUAACCAACGGCGUUUCAGUUAACUGUUACUUACGGUUACAGUAACUCUCUCUCUACCCCAAACUUGUGUGGUGCGCGUGUCGUGUGAAUUUUCACAAUUAAUUAAAAAUGCAAACAGCCUGAGGAGCAACAACAACAAAAACAGCACCCCUGUGCUCUCAAUUUGAAUUUCGUUCUUGUCUCUGGCGUGUCCUUGCCGCAUAUGCGUGUGUGUGUAUAUACAUGUGUGUGAAACUGAGAGGAUUACAACUGAAUUUGAUGUGCCAACAAGAGGAGAGAGAAGAACAGCCGUUUAAAACAACAGCAACAAAGUCGCCACUCGGAGUACCAAUUAAAUGGCAAAGCCACGCAGAAAACGCUUCCGUUUGAGUCUGUGUCUACGUCGUUACAGCAAGCACAAGAUCCAUGCCACAACAGAAGCAGCAGCAACAGCAUCAAUACCGCAACAGCAACAGGAGCUACAGGAGCAGUAGCAGCAGCAGCAGCAGCAACAGCAAUAGCAUGAUGGAUAAGCGAUCCCUCUGCCUGCUGGUCAUCUGCGUGAAUCUCUGUCUCGUGAUCUGGCUGGUGAGCGUGCAGCAGCCCCUGAUGCUGGAGACAGAGGCCCCUGCCUCAGCAGUAGCCUUCUCAGGAGGGGAGAAGGAUAUGGAUGGGAGCAGCGGAACAGAGGAGUCGUCGCCGCCGCCACGAAGUGCCAAUGGAAGAGUCGGGAGAGAGAGCAGGAGCUGGAGCAGCAAACCAAACCAAAUACACGACCCUAGUCGCAUCCCUAGUAAUAACGAUAGCUUAGAUCUAAAUCUGACAGUCCAGCCUGUGGCACCGCGGACAACCGUAACCCAGCAAUCCACCAAUCUGAUGGAUCUGCCCAAUUUCUCGUAUCUGAUGAAUCAGCCGCCCUGCGAUGCCCAUGUCCAGGCCCUGAUACUCGUGCACACAGCCCCCUUCAACCACCAGAAGCGGUCACUCAUCCGACAGACGUGGGCCGAGCGAAAGUACAUCGAGCGGACGCCCCUGCGAGUGAUCUUCCUGCUGGCGGACGUGUGGUACGAGCGGCCCAGCUGGCAGCAUUUCCUCGAGAAGGAGAACGCCAAAAACGGAGAUAUGGUGCAGGGGAACUUCAAGGACGACUACCGCAACAUGACCUACAAGCAUGUGAUGGCCCUCAAGUGGUUCAACGAGAACUGUCCCCAGGCCCAGCUGCUGGUCAAGGUGGACGACGAUGUGUACAUGAAUACGCCGCAGUUGGUCAAGUACUUGAAGGAUCCCACACGGCCAGAGCAUGCCAUGCUGCUGGAGACCGAUCUGCUGCUCUGCAGGCCCGUCAAUGCCCCAAGGGUUAAGCGAUCCUAUCGCUCCAAGUGGCGGGUCACGUACAAGGAGUAUCCGCAUCGAUAUUAUCCGGACUAUUGUCCAGGAUUUGCCAUCGUCUACGCCCCAGAGGUGGCGCGGCGGCUGUUCAAGGCCGCACAAAAGGCCAACUACUUUUGGGUGGACGAUGCCCUCAUCACGGGCGUCCUGGCCACGGAGACGCACACAAAGAUCACCAGCCUGCAGCAUGUGAUUGGCAAAACGGACACCAUGCAGCUGAUUGCCGGACAGAUUGGCUUCGAUCACAAGGAGUUCCUCUUUGCCUUCCAUGGCAUCCAGCCGCACAUGUGCCACAGCCUGUGGGAUCUCACUGUGGAGAGUAACUACACAUUGGAGGCAUCUGCCUCAUCACCUGCUUCUUCCUCCUCCUCCCCUGCGCUCAGUGCAAGUACCUCUGCUGCCAUGAGCACGGGUCUUAGUUAGUUUUAAUUGCGCUUAAUUAAUUACUUUAUGGCUGUUCAGUUUUUAGGGUUUCCUUUGUAAGUCUUUAAGUUUUAUUAAUUAUAAUAGUGGAUUAGUUAAAUGUUUAGGUAGCAUUUUUUCAUGGAAGUAGGAGCAGUAGGAGGAGGAGGAGGAGAAUAAACAAAAGAAGCCGAACAAACGUCAAGUGAAACCACCACCCAACCACCUGCCUACAAUCAUUCGUAUCAUACGAGUAUAAGCUAAGCGAUUAUACAGAUAUAGUCAAACGCAAGGGAGUGCUGUGGCCGUGGCCGUGGCCAUGCCGUCUCCUGGUGAUAAGAAGCCACUCUCGGACAAGUCGGAACAGCAACAGAAACAGCAGCUGAAAAGCAACCACAAAAUGCGAUUACCUUAAGCACAACAACUCUAUUUAAGUCGUAAGAAGACGAAUAAAACAAAUAUACCAUAUAGUACUUAACAAAACACCAUAAAGAACAGAGCAGAUUCUCUGGCAGUGUUUAAAGUUUGAAUCAUGAAUCAUCCCAGCCCAAAACCAAAUAAUGAAUGAAUGAGGUGAACCGAAUGUGACGUACAGAAUACUCUCGAUACGGGGGGUGAGGGAGAACGAGGAGCGAGAUGCGAAGCGAAGUGAAUCGAUGCUUUAACUAUUUUUUCUAUUGUGUAAACAUUUUUAUAGCCCAUCAUCUCUUGCGCUCUCUCUCUAUAUAUAUAUAAAUAAUAUCGAUAGGAGCUGAUUAAUAUACACCAUAAAUUAAAUAGAAUAAACAAAAUACAGUACAGUAAAGAUAACAUAAGAGGGAACACAUGUGUGCGAUUAUCAAAAACAAAAACAAA
Molecule: messenger RNA, 2779 nt
Organism: Drosophila obscura
Lineage: Eukaryota; Metazoa; Arthropoda; Insecta; Diptera; Drosophilidae
Product: beta-1,3-galactosyltransferase 4
Exons: 3
Coding region: 560-1945 (461 amino acids)
Cellular component (GO): membrane
Molecular function (GO): hexosyltransferase activity
Source: RefSeq, a predicted model, not a curated record